Alternaria rosae is the source of this 888-nucleotide messenger RNA. RefSeq lists its product as uncharacterized. The transcript has a single exon. The coding region runs from base 262 to 729 and encodes 155 amino acids. The record is from RefSeq and is a predicted model, not a curated record. Lineage: Eukaryota; Fungi; Ascomycota; Dothideomycetes; Pleosporales; Pleosporaceae.
AAAAAAGCUUGCGCGUGAGAGGUUUUCUUGCCUUGCAUUUCAGUAGUAAGAGGGGAUCGUGAUCAGUGCGACGCUGUUUGUUAUAUAAACCCUUCUACCCCAGUAGGUCUUGUUGAGUACCAACGAUCAUCAACCACUACAGAUCUUCCCGGAGCUACCUCUUAUUAUCAACGCUACCCCAGAUUCCCAUCGACGACAGUCGCCACUUGACUUGAUCCCAACAUCCAAACAACCAACCAACCUCACUACCAAACAAUCAAAAUGGUCAACUUCCACAUCAGCGAGCCUCACCCAUCCGCCGGUGCCUACAUGUACUCUGGCCGCGGCGGUGCCGGCAAUGCUAUGCGCAUCAAGCCCACCGAGGUCACCCCCGGCCCCACAGCCUCAGGUCCUGCUUCGCGCACUAAGCUGCCUCCCCCACCCAGCAACGCCUUCUACGCCACCGGUCGUGGCGGUGCUGGCAACAUGAAGAAGUCUGAGCGCGCCAUCUUCAGCUUCGACGAGGAACUCCAACAGCAAGAACGUCUCCGCACUCAACAAGCACCCGUCUACCACAUCGGUCGCGGCGGUGCCGGCAACCUCGUCGACGAGAUGAAGCCCCGAUCCCAACGCCAAAACUCCGCCUCCUCCACCUCCAGCUCCUCGAGCGUAGAGAGCGAGAAGGACGGCGUCCGCCGCAGCAUGGAGCACGCAUGGCAGCGCCUGAGCAGGCAAUUCUCUCACCAAUAAGAGAGUUACCGCCGCCUCAUCUUGCGCUCAACCUUCACUUCUUGCAUACCCAUCUUCAACAUGAGAGCUGGUUCUGAAUCUCUCGUCAUCUUCCAUCCCAGCAUUUCCAUCAGCACGGCGUUUCCAUGGAGGUCUACCAUCUCCCAUUGUACAAUCACC